GUCGGGUUCGGGUCCGCGGUCGGGUACGGACCCGAAAAGAGCUCUUCGUCCCGUCCUCUGUUCCCGAGUCGGGUCGGACUCGAACUCGAACGAGCCGCACCUGUUUCGGGAAGGAACGGGAACUCGCGCCGCGCCGCCGCCUCCCCUAUGGCGCCGCCGUUCUCGGCACACAUCCCCGCACUCUGGCGCCUGGCGCUGCGCGCGAGGUGGGCCCAUGCGGCGCUAUUCUCGUCGGGGAUCGUCGCCGGCGACAAGCCCAUUCUGGUUCGCAACUUCGUGAGGUCGGCGCUGUACGACCCCAACCAUGGUUAUUUCUCCAAGCGGGCGGGGCCGGUGGGCGUGCUCGACACCAGCAUCCGCUUCAACAAGCUCCAGGGGAGGAGGGCGUAUAUGCAUCAUCUUGAUAAGCUGUACAAGAAGCAUGAUAUCGCUUGGUUUACUCCUGUGGAACUCUUUAAGCCAUGGUAUGCUUAUGCAAUAGCAGCGUCAAUUCUGCGUACAGCAAAUCUUUCAGUCCCAUUGAAGAUAUACGAGAUUGGUGGUGGUUCUGGGACAUGUGCAAAGUGCAUACUUGAUUACAUGAUGCUGAAUGCUCCACCAAAAGUCUACAAUGAUAUGAAAUACAUCUCAGUAGAGAUUAGCUCCUCUAUUGCCGAGAAGCAAUUGGAAACUGUCGGUGAAGUACAAAGCCACUUGUCAAAGUUUACGGUAGAGCGCCGUGAUGCAACUAACAGAUCUGGAUGGGGCCACAAGGAUCCUCAUCCAUGUUGGGUGCUAAUGCUUGAGGUACUUGACAAUCUACCACAUGACCUUGUCUAUUCACCAGAUCAGGUCUCUCCAUGGAUGGAAGUGUGGAUUGAAAAAGUAAAUGGCAGUUCACAAGUCUCUGAGGUCUACAAACCACUAAAAGACCCAUUAAUUUCCCGCUGUGUCGAGAUUAUUGGCAUGAGUGAAGAGAAAACGUCUGUCAGUGAAAAAUUAUCAUUUGCUGCAAAAGGUGUUUUGUCAAAACUAUGCCCAAAACCUCGGAGAGCUUGGUUGCCGACUGGAUGCUUGCAACUAAUGGAUACUUUACAUCAAGCUUUACCAAGCAUGUCCCUUAUUGCUUCAGACUUCAGCUAUCUUCCAGAUGUUAGCAUACCUGGUGACAGAGCUCCGUUGGUUUUGUCAAAGAAGGAUGGGAAAACAUCAGAUCAUCGCAACUACCUUGAUGCUCAGGGUGAUGCAGACAUCUUCUUCCCAACCGAUUUUUGGCUUUUGGAGCAGAUUGACCAUAACUGCUCUGGUUUCUCAAAAGAGCAGAAGAACCCUGGUGCAUUUAAACCAGUGAAGAAGAGGAGGACAAUCGUACUUGAUACUGCAGCCUUCAUGGAAGAGUUUGGCCUGCCAUUGAAGACGAGGACCAAAGAUGGAUAUAAUCCACUUCUUGACGAUUUCAAGAACACGAAGUUCUAUCUGAGCGUUCCUACCCACAACAGGAAGUAGUCAUCUUGCCCUGCUGCUUCUGUUGAAUUAGACAUGCCUAGUGGAGCUUCAUGGAACCAUACUAUCCGAAGGCCUUCGUUCAGUGUGUUGAGUAUGUCUUGGGUUGAUUGCAUAAUUUCUCUACUGGCUAGAAAAAGCUCAAGUUCUUUUUUAUGUAAGUUUGGUGACAAGUUUCUUUACUGGCUAGAAACAGUGAAUAAUAUUGUGAUAUACUCAGUUGAAUCCCGUGCAUCAAAGUAAUUUUUUACACCA
Messenger RNA from Phragmites australis (common reed), 1737 nucleotides. RefSeq names its product protein arginine methyltransferase NDUFAF7 homolog, mitochondrial-like. Gene Ontology annotation, cellular component: mitochondrion. NCBI's taxonomy places the organism in Eukaryota, Viridiplantae, Streptophyta, Magnoliopsida, Poales, Poaceae. The record is from RefSeq and is a predicted model, not a curated record. Bases 148 to 1485 code for a protein of 445 amino acids. The transcript is spliced from 13 exons. Gene Ontology annotation, molecular function: protein-arginine omega-N symmetric methyltransferase activity.